Molecule: messenger RNA, 2313 nt
Organism: Tachysurus vachellii
Lineage: Eukaryota; Metazoa; Chordata; Actinopteri; Siluriformes; Bagridae
Gene: cdkal1
Product: CDK5 regulatory subunit associated protein 1-like 1
Exons: 15
Coding region: 164-1861 (565 amino acids)
Biological process (GO): tRNA methylthiolation
Cellular component (GO): endoplasmic reticulum
Molecular function (GO): 4 iron, 4 sulfur cluster binding; tRNA (N(6)-L-threonylcarbamoyladenosine(37)-C(2))-methylthiotransferase activity
Source: RefSeq, a predicted model, not a curated record
GCUGAAGUGUCGCUUCAGCAUGGAGGCUUCUAGAUAAACAAGUCAAACUCUGCUAAACCAACGUUUAUAAAGUUUUACUCUGAGCUGCUUUAUUAUUUGGGGUGGAUUUUAUCCCGAAAGAUUAUUCAGAGAUAAAACAGCCUGAUUGUUAGUUUGUAAAACCAUGCCGUCUGCGUGUGACACUCUUGUCGAUGAUAUUGAGGACAUGGUGUCCUCCAGCCAGCCGGCUUCUCUUCAGCGCUCCUCAAGCAGACAGUCUGUCAUUCCCCGAGUAAGAAAACGGAAAGAUCUCACAGCUAACGAGGAACUGCAGGCUGACAGUGUGAUCCCGGGCACUCAGAAAGUGUGGAUGAGGACGUGGGGCUGCUCACAUAACAGCUCAGAUGGGGAGUACAUGGCAGGGCAACUGGCUGCAAGUGGCUACAAGAUGACUGACGACCCAUCUGAAGCAGAUGUUUGGCUGCUGAACAGCUGCACGGUAAAAAACCCAGCAGAAGAUCACUUCAGGAACAACAUCAAGAAAGCUCAGGAGCAGAAUAAGAAGGUGGUGGUAGCAGGAUGUGUUCCUCAGGCUCAGCCCAGGAUGGAUUACCUCAAGGGCCUGAGCAUCAUCGGGGUGCAGCAGAUCGAUCGUGUGGUGGAGGUGGUGGACGAAGCGGUGAAAGGUCACUCUGUACGUCUGCUGGGUCCAAAGAAAGAUAAUGGCAAGCGGCUUGGUGGCGCUCGAUUGGAUUUGCCGAAGAUUAGGAAGAACCCGCUGAUUGAAAUCAUUUCCAUCAAUACAGGAUGUUUGAACGCUUGCACCUACUGCAAAACCAAGCAUGCUCGAGGCGACCUGGCCAGUUACCCCAUCGAGGAACUGGUGGAACGAGCCAGACAGUCCUUCCAGGAGGGAGUGUGUGAGAUCUGGCUGACGAGCGAGGACACAGGAGCUUACGGGCGGGACAUCGGCACGGAUCUGCCCACACUGCUGUGGGAGCUGGUGAAGGAGAUCCCUGAGGGUUGUAUGCUCCGCCUGGGCAUGACCAACCCACCCUACAUCCUCGAGCACCUGGAGGAAAUGGCUAAGAUUCUGUGCCACCCACGAGUGUAUGCCUUCCUGCACGUCCCGGUCCAGUCAGCGUCAGACAGCGUGUUGAUGGACAUGAAGAGAGAGUACUGCUGUGACGACUUCACACACGUCGUCGACUUCCUGAAGGACAGGGUUCCUGGCAUCACCAUCGCCACUGACAUUAUCUGUGGCUUUCCGGGUGAAACGGACGAGGACUUUCAGCAGACGAUGGAGCUUGUGAGAAAGUACCGAUUCCCAAGCCUCUUCAUCAACCAGUUCUACCCACGUCCUGGAACUCCGGCGGCCAAGAUGGAGCAGGUCCCGGCACAUGUGAAAAAACAAAGAACCAAGGAGCUGUCUGCGUUGUUCCACUCAUACAACCCUUAUGACCAUAAGGUGGGACAGAGGCAGAGUGUGUUAGUCACCGAGGAGUCCUUCGACACUCAGUACUACGUCGCACACAACAGAUUCUACGAACAGGUUCUGGUUCCCAAAAAGCUGGAGUUUAAAGGGAAGAUGAUUAAAGUAGACAUCUUUGAGGCAGGGAAACACUUCCUGCGAGGUCGUCCAGUGGAGGAGUCCACGGUCAUCACGCCAUCCAUCAGCCGGCCGCUGGAGAAAGGAGAGAUAUCCGGCCUCGGUCAGCGUCUGAAAGCUGCGAGUCGGAGCAGCAUCCCUGCGUCCCUGAUGCCCUCAGCAGCUCUGACUGGCUGCUGGAGGAACCUGGAUGGUCAAAGUGUCACGCUGCUCUCAGUAGGACUGGCUCUGCUGGCUGCUCUAGUGCUUUUCAUCUUUGAGAAACUUCACUGAAACGCAGCCUGGCGUAUUUUGCGUAGCGAGCGCGUGAACGACUCGGUCUGCCAAACACCGCGUGUCUGCUGAGCGUCUGAGAGUCGAGUUCAAACCGUGGCCAUGUGCUUCAUGAGCUUUUGAGCGUGCUGAAAUAACAGAGGACGAACCAAAGGAUUUUAGUGUGUAUUGUUAAGUUCUCCUUUGACACAGAAAGGAUUCUGAACCUUUUUCAACUCCAUUCAAUUAGCAGAAGCUUUUUUUUUCUUCUUCGUAGAAGGCACACAUUUUAGAAAUGAAGCUACAAGGACAUCCUGAAAACACCAUUCAUGUCUGUUUUGGUUUUUAUUUUAUUUAUUUUCUUUUGCUUUUAAAGUCAACGUGUAUUUUUAUUUUAAUUUUUUUUCCUCUUCAUCUGAAGUGUUUUUUUUUUUUGUCUCCAUCAACCUUAUUAAACCAAACUCCACACUCUC